Molecule: messenger RNA, 1070 nt
Organism: [Torrubiella] hemipterigena
Lineage: Eukaryota; Fungi; Ascomycota; Sordariomycetes; Hypocreales; Clavicipitaceae
Source: the annotation of a GenBank genome assembly
CGAUCGUACAGUAACACAUGCCCCUGUCCCGCAGGGCUGGCGGCACUAGGCGAGGCUCGCAGCUUGGCUGAUCGCAUAAUUGCCUAAUACGGUAGAGACACGGAUCCUUCUCGCGAUUCGGGACCAACUACCCCAACUAGCACAUAAACAGCACACUUUUGGAGAAUCUGCGAGUGGCGCUCUUGAAAAAUGUGGUGGUCAAAAGAGGCCUCAUGAGCGGUGUAUAAGUACUUAUCCAGAUGAGGCUCUCUACAUUUUUGAUCUUUACUCCUCCUACUUUUCUCUCCCCAUCUCAUUCAACUGCUCUUACGUUGAUUACUCUCCUCAACAAAGAAAAAUGGACUCUCUCGGACCUAUUGGCGGUAAGCUCAAAGGCUUUCUCAACUCGAAAAAGAACAAGCUUGACAACCCUCAGCGUCAGGUCGCACCUCUGUCCAAGACCAUCUACCAUUAUGAGGAGCACGUUGCCAAAGACCAAAAGGCCCUAGUUAUUAGUGAAAAGGCAUUUGCUCUGUUGGCCAACAAUGCCGAUGGCUACGAUAUCAAGGACGUCUUUGGCAUGCCCAUGUACAAGAUCAAGGGAAAGAGCAUGACUGCCACUGAGCGUAAGAGCGUCCUGGACAACAAGGGCGAGAUGCUCCUCGAGAUGUACAAGGAUGGCAACGAUUACAUUGCCGAGGACUUUAUGGGCGACAAAUUCAUGACUAUCAAGGUUACUUCCAAGCUGAUGGGAAACAAGGCCACUGGCACCUUUACCACUGAAGAUGAAAAAGAGCACUCCUUUUCCAUGACCCAGGGCAGCAAAUUCUCCAUCUCUACCAACAUUGUUCUCGAUGACGAUGGCACUGCCAUUGCCGUUAUUGAUCGCAAGAUCCCCGACGCGCAGAAGAUGCUCAAGGGCGAGCAGACUUACACCGUCACCAUUGCCAAGGGCUUUGAUGUUCUUCUCAUUGUUGCGCUCUGCAUGGCCAUGGACGACAAGAAGGUUGACAAAUAAGCGCAAAUCAUUACAAAAAGUGGGAAGGGAUCAUAGCUCAUCAUUAGCGAUAUCACAUAAUUCAUUUGUACAC